AUGAAGUUUCAUCAAUUGAGACUAAUGGAUGUUUCAUAUUCAAAUACUUAGUUAAAGCAAGAAGAUCGUCAAAUAAAAACAGAAAUUGGAAAUUUAAGCACAUCUAGAGUAAAACAGGAUUCAAAUAUUAAUAUAGGCUAAAGGAGCAGUGAUAAAACAAUUUGUUACAGAAGAUAAUGAUACAGGUAGAUCAUGUAAUAAUGAAAAGGAAUUAUUUAAGAAAAUGCAGAAUUUAGAAUUUUAGAAUGGGUUAUUUUAAAUGCAAAUGUAAAUUCAAUAUAUUUAAAUUUAAUAGGUAGCAUAUUCAUAAAAGAAAGAAUUUAGAAGAUUUCACUAUCAGAUAAUAAUUAUCAUAGAUUUAACAAGAUAUUUAGAGUAUUUAAAAUAGAGUGUAAUCUGUUAAAGUAAAUAAUGAUAAAAUGUUCGUUAAGAAUAAAAGCAGCAGAAAGAAGAUAAACAUAAGUUCAUCAUCAAGCAGUAGUGAAGAUGCAAGAGCAUUGUCGAUUGGGUUUAAUUAUAAAAAUAAGUAUAAAUUUUAUAGAAUAAAGCUAGGAUUAAAUGCUUUCAAAUUAUAAAGAAUUAUUUGACGUUUGCAAUGGACAUGAAAAAUUAAGUGGAUUGUUUUCUAAUUAUUGUGGAAGCAUAAAGACAAUAGAAAUUGAUAUAGUUUAAUAGAAUUUCUAAUUACUAAUAUAGUAAUUAAUAAAGAUGAUGAUUGAUAUAUUAAGAAGAUUUAAUUCAAUAAAGAUAGAUUAAUUGAAGAAUACACCUGAUAAAUAAUAAUGUAAUUUUGAAUUUGGUACAUUCAAUAAGGAAUAAAAAAAGACUUUAAGGACUACUGAGAGUCCAUCUUUUAAAAAGAAUCAAGAUUUAGAAGAAAUGAAAUUAAUAUUAAAUGAUCAUUAUGAUAAAUAUGAAUAAGAAAAAGAGAAUAGAGGAUAAGAUAUAAAUAAAAAGUAAGAUAAAAAUGUAUAGAAUCAAAAGAAAUAAAUAAUUAAUAAUAAUAAUAAUAAUAAUAAUAAUAAUAAUAAUAAUAAUAAUAAUAAUAAUAAUAAUAAUAAUAAUAAAUAAAGAAUUGAUUUAAUCCCAAGUCUAAAAAGGAAUGCCAAACUUAGAUAAUAAUAACAUAAUAUUUGA
Messenger RNA from Paramecium pentaurelia, 1137 nucleotides. NCBI's taxonomy places the organism in Eukaryota, Ciliophora, Oligohymenophorea, Peniculida, Parameciidae. The record is from the annotation of a GenBank genome assembly.